Messenger RNA from Chiroxiphia lanceolata (lance-tailed manakin), 899 nucleotides. RefSeq names its product zinc finger CCHC-type containing 4 (gene ZCCHC4). NCBI's taxonomy places the organism in Eukaryota, Metazoa, Chordata, Aves, Passeriformes, Pipridae. Gene Ontology annotation, biological process: rRNA methylation. The record is from RefSeq and is a predicted model, not a curated record. Gene Ontology annotation, molecular function: rRNA (adenine-N6-)-methyltransferase activity. Bases 122 to 838 code for a protein of 238 amino acids. Gene Ontology annotation, cellular component: nucleolus; cytoplasm. The transcript has 9 exons.
GCUUCAUGAAUGAUCCAGUCAAAAGCAUCACAAGAAGAAUAUUUCAGAGUUAGAAGCCUUCUACUAGAUAUUGAUUUCAGGUAUUCACAAUUUACAACGAGGAUAAUUCUGCCACUACAACAUGUUCAAUCAUUAUUUUUUUGGUGGAGAGGCUGCACAUGAAACUUGUAGGAAAUUCUUGUAUGAAGAUAAUGGUGAAAGAGUCAUUAUGGUAACUGAUCCCCCAUUUGGAGGUUUAGUGGAAGCACUGGCUUCUAGUUUUAAAAAACUGAUGGCAAUGUGGAAGGAGACAGGAAAAGAAGGUCAAGACAAUGAAGAGAUGCCCAUGUUCUGGAUAUUUCCAUACUUCUUUGAGUCUCGUAUUCUUGACUUUUUCCCAAGCUUCAGUAUGAUGGAUUACCAGGUAGACUAUGAUAAUCAUGCACUGUAUAAACAUGGCAAGACAGGUCGCAGACAAUCUCCUGUCCGUAUCUUCACAAACCUUACCCCAAGUACCAUUGUACUUCCUGUAGAAGAGGGUUAUAGGUUUUGCACCUUAUGUCAGCGAUAUGUUAGUUCUGGUAACCAGCACUGUGAGAUGUGCAAUUCAUGUACGUCAAAAGAUGGCAGACGAUGGAAACAUUGUGUUCUUUGCAAAAAAUGUGUAAAACCCUCUUGGCUUCACUGUAACAAUUGCAACCUGCUGUGCUCUUCCAAACACAGUUGUGAGAGACUGAUUCUGGCUGUUUUGUGUGUGGCAAGGCAGGUCACAAGCGCAGUGCCUGUCCCAGUCUCUCCCGCACCAGAACAGCUUUCCAAGAUGACAAAAAGAAAGGGCAGAAAACUUCAAAGAAGGUAAAGAUGGGGAUCUGUAAAAGAUCAGCAAUGAAACGUGCCAUAUUCUCCGGGAAGAAAAUAAA